AUGAACCGGCCGUCGCUGCCGUACCUAUUCUGUGCUAUCUUCCUCCUGCUGCAAUUGGGUCAGGCUGCUGAACAUGGCCCGGUCGUAGCCCCACUGCACCUAGUGAGCCGCCAGGAGAGUGCCUCCUUGAUUUCCUUCAACGACACAUGGCACGUCUUAGGGCCAUUUCAGAUUGGAACAAGAGAAGCCACGUGGGGUGCCGAUCCACUCGAGUACUACGGCGGCUUCAGAAAUCUCCAAUAUGACCCUGAGGCGACAUUUCGAAGCUCAUUGCCUACUAACGGGACCGCGUCAUGGAACGUGACCCAAGCCGUACGAACUUUGAACGAUGCUACAUCAGCUAACGCUUCCUUGAGCGUGGCUUACUCCAACGUUGAUUGGGACUUCCUCAAGGUCGUAUACGGGUGGGCUGCUGUUCAAUACCAGGCCUGGGCUCGUGGCGAACUCAUCGUCGGCGGUAAUGAGACUCAACAUCUAAUCUUGCAUACGGACGCCAUCCUGGAAUACUGGAUGGAUGACCAGCACUACUUUGGAGGAGACUAUUACAGCUACCGCAACGCACCUCCUGUUCUUCAUCUCAAGCCAGGCUCACACAGAAUCGAUCUUCGCCUAGCUCGCGAUGUCAGGGCUUUUGGAGGCAUUCUGGAGCCUACCAUUGAUGUUGUCGUUGACGUGCAAAAGGCCACAGGGUCUCUGGAACUUGCGAAACCUGGCAUGCUAGUGUCUGAUGUGGUCGACGGAAAGCUUGCUUCGUCGAUUGGAUCGGUAUACUUGAGAAACACUGGGGAAGAGGAUAUCGAGGUCCUGAGUAUUCAGCCCUCAGAUGUGAGCUCGCACGUCUCUUUCGCCGGGUGGACAACGGGCGCUCAGUCAUUGUUACGCGAAGAUACUGAUACUGCUGACCAGGACGACUCUGACACAUACGAAGACUCCCGCAUGCCCAUCACUAUUGUUUCAGGUCAAACGAGGCCCCUCGUCUUUAAAGCAUCUCUCUCUACCAACAACGCCUCGUCCUUGGAUUACGACAUCACGUACCAGUCCGUUGGUGGAACACGCCAAAACACCCUACAUGUGUCUCAAAAGCUGAAUCAUAUCGAUCUCUACAGGCCUCACAAGGUCACAUAUCUCCAUCCGGGCGGCAUAGCUUCCUAUGCUAUGCUUCGGCCUCCGGCGAAGAACGCAACAUGCCCAUUGGGACAAUCGAAGCUGCCUUUGUUGCUGCAACUGCACGGAGCUGGUCUUGAAGCGGAAAAUGCCCAGGUUACUGGAGCUCUGGAUCCCGUCUCUGAUCUCUGUGCAUGGGUCCUGUUCCCAACAGGUGUCACGCCGUGGUCCGGCGAUGACUGGCAUAAUUGGGGCUUCGCCGACGUUGAAGCCGCAAUAGCUGCGAUUCCAACCUGGAUCGCGGACAACCACUGGACCGGGUACGGUAUCGACACAGACCGCUGGAUAGUCUCGGGGCACUCCAACGGUGGGCAGGGUACUUGGUAUGCCCUGACUCACCGACCAGAUAAAGUACUCGCUGCAGCACCAGUUUCGGGCUACGCCAGUAUUCAAGUGUACGUGCCAUACCAUCUGUGGCAGCCUGCAGACCCAGGACGUACAGCGGUCAUCAGUGCCUCACUAAACAAUUAUCGACAUGAAAUGCUCAUGCCUAACGCGCAUGGAAUUCCUGUUCAACAGCAGCACGGUGAGAUUGACGACAACGUUCCGGCUUACAACGGCCGCCUACUUGCGGAGCAGCUGUCUCGUACAGGAGUCAGUUCGGGGGUCACAGGAGCCAAAGCUAGUUACAACGAAGUAGCAGGGGCAAACCACUGGUUUGACGGGGUCAUGACAACACCAGCAUUGGUAGACUUCUACUACACCCAAGCUAUGAACACAGAUGUUUUACCCCGGAAAAUGGAGCAUUUUCUUAUCAUGGUCGGCGACCCUGGAGACAUGGGGAGUAAGAACGGUAUUCAGGUCAAAAAGCUAGAAGACCCAGGACGCUAUGGCAAGGUCGGUGUUCGGGGACACAUCAUCAAGACCUCCAAUGUAAAAGAGCUUGAGUUCAAUACUGCCAUUUGGGAUGGGUCUGUGACUCUCGAUGGGCACGAAUUGAGCCUGGCAGAGGCAGCAGCGACCACGGACUCUUUUAUCCGUGUUCACAAGACGGACGAAGGCUGGAACAUCGGCUCACGUACUGCAGAUUCUGCGCAGCCUGAAAGGAGUGGCCGACAACUGGGCUCCAUGACUGCUAUUCUUCGCACCCGUGGGCCGUUCACUAUCAGGCACCCAGGCUCUAGCAAUUCGUCGUACAUUGCACUGCAGACUUCACGCAAUCUACACCAGUACUUCCAAGCAGACGCCAACAUCGUCUCUUCCACAGCAGACUCUGCAAUUUCCAAAUACACCAACAACGUUAUCACUCUGGCUGUUGGCGCCAGUCUCAAAGAAAGUGAAAGCAACUUCCCGAUUCAAUUUGGCGACUUUGGAAUUACCAUCCGCGACUACCGGGGGCAAGACCAAACAUACAAGGAGGAAGCUAGAGGUGCGGCGUUCUUGCGACCACUACCAGACGAGCGUCUCGAGCUCGUAUUGUGGGGUGCUGAUGACGAGGGGUUGCGACAGGCAUCCCGUAUCGUUCCUCUGCUGGCAGGCGUCGGUCAACCCGAUUUCGUUGUCUUUGGUGAGAGCGCAAAAUGGAAGGGUAUUGAGGGUGUCUUAGCGAUGGGUUUCUUUGACUCUGAAUGGGAGGUCACUCCCAGCAGUGUCAUAGAAAGUGGUCAUCUACCCACUCUUCCAAGCUCCGCUACUAUGAGCUUCAACAUAACUUCCGACGGGUCUCCCACACCCCGCAAGGGCCCCAACCGAUUCUCCAAGGCCGGCGAUCUCAGGAUUGACACCUCGCCAGAGGUCCUGGGUCAGGCGGUAGGCAGCAUGAGCCUGCACCAAUACCCAUAUGCUUUCCAACGUGCGUUUGGCUCAUCGUUGACUUGCAAUACACAGGGCAUGAAGCGACCACUCGGUUCUUCUACCCUGGGCAAUCAAGCGCCUAUGCUGCUGCAGCACGACUCAUUCGACGGCUAUAAGAAGCCCAAGAUGGGAGCUCACGAGGAGUCAGCCGUCAUGGACUCGCUCUUGCAGCGCCUGAAUGGACGCUCCCCUCCGCACGACCCGUAUAGCUCCUCCAACGGAUCGAUCCCCAUCACACCGGCCACCGACGACUUCGCAUCUACCCCAUCGACGGAGUUGGACGGCUCGAUCAUCCUCGUCGAGGCUUGCGAGCUACAAAAGCUUAAGCUAGAACUACAAGAGGCCCGCAACGAAGUCAACCGCGUCAACCAGGAAAUGCAUAGCCAUCAUGUGGCCCGGUCGACCAUGGAGCACCUGAGCCAAUCGUCAGAGGCUGAUUAUAGCUACCCGGGUGAUGUCACUGAGCAGACUCUCACCAGCUUGCAGAACAAAUUCAAUGCUUCCACUCGGAGCAACUACGGUUGGGGCAAUGAGCCUGCUCGCCCAGCCUAUACCAGCAACAACAGCUUCGGCAACUCAUACCAGCCCCAGGUGCAACCUCAGCCCCAGCCUCAGGCCCGUCCACAACCCGCUCAGUCAGGCUAUCGUCGCAAUGGCUUCUUGAACGAGCCCACUCAUUUCCCUCUCGACCAGAGCUUCCGCAGCAGCGGGAUGUCCAACGGCUUCAAUGCCGGUAUGGGUAAUGGCAUGCCUAACCCCAUGAACAACAACUUCAACGGUAUGAACAUGGGCAUGGGAAAUGGACUGAGUAAUCCACCUAGCCGCCCUAGUUCGGCCUUCGAUCCGAGUUACAAUCAGUACGCUAUGCCGCCCAUGUAUCCGAUAGGCCACCCGGCUCCGAUUGGUACAAUGGCCAGCAGAUUGUCGCCAGAUGCGAACGAGUUCAACGUGGCCAAUGGCAUGGGACCGUCUCCAUGGAACUCUCAGGCUCCGAGUGAGGCGGGUACUUCACAGUACGUGCCCCCUGUUGAACCCAUGAACUAUCGUCGCCUGUUGGACCGAAACAUGAGCUGCAACUGGAAGUACAUCGUCGAUAAGAUCAUCUGCAACAACGACCAGCAGGCUUCCAUCUUCCUUCAGCAGAAGCUCAAAGUAGGCACACCGGAACAGAAGUAUGAGAUUGUGGAGGCAAUCAUCUCCCAAGCUUAUGCAUUGAUGGUCAACCGCUUCGGCAACUUUCUUGUACAGCGUUGCUUUGAGCAUGGUACGCACGAUCAAGUCAUCGCGAUCGCCCAAGCCAUUCGCGGCAAUACUCUCGCCUUGAGCAUGGAUGCAUUUGGCUGCCAUGUCAUCCAGAAGGCCUUCGACUGCGUCCCGGAAGAGUAUAAAGCAACUAUGGUGCACGAACUGCUUCGUCGCAUCCCAGAGACUGUCAUUCACCGUUACGCUUGCCACGUCUGGCAGAAGCUCUUUGAGCUCCGUUGGAGCGACUCUCCUCCCCAGAUCAUGCGCUACGUCAACGAAGCUUUACGAGGCAUGUGGCACGAAGUUGCUUUGGGCGAGACGGGCAGCCUGGUCGUACAGAACAUCUUCGAGAACUGCCUUGAGGAAGACAAGCGUCCCUGCAUCAACGAGGUGCUCGCCAGUAUCGAUGUCAUCGCCCACGGUCAAUUCGGCAACUGGUGCAUCCAGCAUAUUUGCGAGCAUGGUGCGCCCGCUGAUCGUAGCCGAGCUAUCGAUCACAUCCUUCGCUUCAGUACUGAGUACAGCAUGGACCAGUAUGCUUCCAAGGUCAUCGAGAAGUGCCUGAAGAUUGGUGGCAACGAGUUCCUGGACCGGUACCUGGACCGCGUAUGCGAAGCUCGCCCCGACCGUCCACGCAUGCCUCUUAUUGAUAUUGCUGGUGAUCAGUUCGGCAACUAUCUUAUCCAGUAUGUCUUAACCAACAGUGGUACCCAGCAUCGCGAGCUCGUUGGCGGCCACAUCCGUAAGCACAUGGUCUCUCUCCGCGGUUCCAAGUACGGCUCUCGCGUCGCCAUGCUCUGCUGCAACCCUGCCCUUGCGACACGCCCAGGACCUCCGGCGGGCAUGCUUCCCCGCUAUGGCAACCCCGCACCGCGCCCCAGUUUUGGCGCAUUCCGUUAA
Alternaria triticimaculans is the source of this 5103-nucleotide messenger RNA. RefSeq lists its product as uncharacterized. The transcript is spliced from 7 exons. Gene Ontology annotation, biological process: proteolysis; post-transcriptional regulation of gene expression. Gene Ontology annotation, cellular component: cytoplasm. Gene Ontology annotation, molecular function: serine-type peptidase activity; mRNA 3'-UTR binding. The coding region runs from base 1 to 5103 and encodes 1700 amino acids. Lineage: Eukaryota; Fungi; Ascomycota; Dothideomycetes; Pleosporales; Pleosporaceae. The record is from RefSeq and is a predicted model, not a curated record.